This is a messenger RNA of Salmo salar (Atlantic salmon), 4218 nucleotides long. RefSeq names its product mannosidase, beta A, lysosomal (gene manba). The record is from RefSeq and is a predicted model, not a curated record. Gene Ontology annotation, biological process: carbohydrate metabolic process; glycoprotein catabolic process. Lineage: Eukaryota; Metazoa; Chordata; Actinopteri; Salmoniformes; Salmonidae. Gene Ontology annotation, molecular function: beta-mannosidase activity.
AAGGUCACAUGAUUAUUAACAAGGAAGAAGCCGUUUGCACUGAACAACAUACAGCGUUUUAUUUUUUUACAACGUUUAUAAUCAGUGUUUGAUGUUUAACGUUUUUUUUUCUUCUCUUCUCUCUUUGAAGUUUUCCUUGUCUUGAAUGCAGUAUUACAUGUUAAUAAAUCAUUUAGUUGUUAACAAAUGUUCGAAACUUGACCUAGAUACUUUUAUCUGGCAAAAAUCCUGCAAGAAGACACAACAAUGAGCGCGUUUAGAAAAAGAGGAAGUGUUCUUGUUGUCCUUUAUUACGUCUGGAGUGUUCACGUCCUUUUCGGAUACAAUGUAUCCAGAGAGGAGCAGUACGAUCUCAGCCUGAACAGGAAAUGGACCAUACAGAAUUCAAAUGGGUCUCUGUCGCUUCCUGCAGACGUACCAGGGUGUGUACACUCUGCUCUCCUGAAACAGGGCUUUAUCAAGGAUCUCUACUUCAGGUUCAAUGAUGUAGCAUACAGGUGGAUCGCUCUUGACAACUGGACAUACACGACGACAUUUUCUGCCUCAACAGAGCUAAGGGCUAAACAAAGAGUCCAGCUGGUGUUUGAAGGAGUGGACACCGUAGCGUCCAUCUCUCUGAACGGAGUUGUUGUGGGAAAGACGGACAACAUGUUCCGCAGAUAUGACUUCAGCGUAGGCCAGUUGUUGAGGGAAGGGCAGAACGUUGUGAAGGUGAACCUCCUAUCCCCCGUCGUGUACGCCUCAGAGAGGAGUCGUGCUCACUCCUCCUACAGGGUACCCCCUGACUGCCCUCCACCCGUCCAGAAGGGAGAAUGUCACGUCAACUUUAUCAGAAAGGCUCAGAGUUCCUUCAGCUGGGACUGGGGACCGUCAUUUCCAACCACGGGGCUGUGGAAGGGUGUUCAUCUGGAGGCCUUUGAUGUGCUGCGCCUAAUCCAUCUCUCUACUGUACCAGUCUAUAACUCCUCUCUGUCUCAGUGGGUGGUAAAAGUGGAAGUGUUGGUUGAUGCUGUGGAAGAGACUAAAGUCGAGUUCAACCUCUCUCUGAUGGAGAUGUCUACAGAACAGUCCUUCACGGUGUUGUUCCCAUCUGGGCAGAGCAAGAACACCUUGAGCCUCCAUGUCAGCACAAGUAACCCGGUGAAGCUGUGGUGGCCCAGUGGCCAUGGUGAGCAGCACUCCUAUCAUCUCAGUGUGAGAGGAACCAUGCUGGAGGGAGCAGCCAUACUCAGGACAGACACACAGGUGUAUUUCCGUACAGUAGAGCUGGUCCAGGAGCCAAUCGCUGGUUCCCCUGGGCUGAGUUUCUACUUCCGGGUCAACAAGAAGCCCAUCUUCCUGAAGGGUUCAAACUGGAUCCCAGCUCACGCCCUUCAGGACCUGGUCAGCCCUGCUGAUGUGAGGAACCUUCUACAGUCGUCCGUGGACGCCAAUAUGAACGCUCUCAGGGUCUGGGGUGGAGGUGUCUAUGAACAGGACCUGUUCUACUCUCUCUGUGACGAGAUGGGAAUUAUGAUUUGGCAGGACUUCAUGUUUGCCUGUGCCAUGUACCCCACUGAUCCUGACUUCAUAGAGACGGUCAGAGAGGAGGUUGGCCAACAGGUGAGGCGCUUAAAGUCCCACCCGUCGGUCAUCGUGUGGAGUGGGAACAACGAGAAUGAGGCGGCCCUGGCCACUGAUUGGUUCGGCAUCCCUGUUGCCCAGCAACCCCGCUACCAUAGAGACUAUGUGACUCUGUAUGUGGACAACAUCAGGGCUGUUGUUCAGAAGGAGGACGGUAGCCGCCCUUUCCUAGUCUCCAGCCCCACUAACGGAGCAGAGUCUCAGCAGGAGGGCUGGGUGGCCCACGACCCCUACGACGCACACUAUGGAGAUACACACUACUAUAGCUACAGCCAUGACUGCUGGGACUGGACGGCCCUGCCACGCACACGCUUCGCCUCCGAGUACGGCUUCCAGUCCUGGCCUUCCUUCUCCACCUUGCAGAAGGUGUCUGUUUCUGAAGACUGGAGCUAUGGGAGUAACUUCUCUUCUCAUCGUCAGCACCAUCAGACUGGCAACCAGCAGAUCCUACAGCAGGCUGGACUACACUACCAGCUCCCAGACUCAGCAGAUCCACUGAAGAGAUACAAGGACACACUGUAUAUUACACAGGUCAUGCAGGCCCAGUGCGUUAAGGUCCAGACAGAGUUCUACCGCCGCAGCCAGAGCGAGGUCAUCGAGGGCAAAGGUCACACCAUGGGAGCUCUCUACUGGCAACUCAAUGAUAUCUGGCAGGGCCCUUCCUGGUCCUCUAUAGAGUUUGGUGGGAAGUGGAAGAUGCUCCAUUACUUUGCCAAGGACUUCUUCUCCCCUGUGCUUCCGGUGGGCUUCGAGGACCAGGGUAAUCUGGUGGUCUAUGCUGUGUCUGACCUGAGCCACGACCUUCACCUCAGGACUGUGGUUUCAGUCUAUGAGUGGAGCAGUCUGGAUCCCGUGUGCACUGUGGCUUCUGGAUUGGUGCUCGUGGAAGGAGGAAGUGCUGAGGUCAUCCACAAACAGCCAAUCACAGCCCUGCUGGCUGGGUGUGGGGGCGGGAGCUGUACCCGCCUCACCUGUCUCUUGACCUUUCACCUCGAGGACGUCAACAGCCAGCAAGGUCCCAUUAAUCACCUCUUCCUCAGCUCGCCGAAAAACGCCCAGGGGAUGCUGAGACCCAACAUCUCGGCCGAGGUGCAGCAGGACGAGACGGGACGAUACACUGUGGCCCUGAAGUCCUCUGCCGUAGCAGCUUUCGUAUGGCUGGAUGUGGGGGACGUCCCAGGACGAUUCAGCACCAACGGAUUCCUCAUGACCACCAGGAACAGAACGGUCACCUUUAACCCCUGGGGUCCCACCAGUAGCCAGCAGCUAACCCGGGCCCUGACUGUUACGUCAUUGAGAGAUGUGUACUGACUAUCUUGCGUAUGAAAUGGCAUCCCAUACCCUACAUAGUGCACUACUUUUGACCAGAACUCUAUGGGUUGUACACUAUAUAGGGAAUAGGGUGCCAUUUUGGACGUACUUACUGAACCACUACCCAGUACCCAGGAGUUAACCCAAACCCUCUCCCUAAACUCUCUCAGAGAUGAGUACUGAGCAAGGUUAUUAUAGUAAACGAAAACUAAUCAUGAGAAAACGAUUUAGUAAACUGAAAUAAAAUAAAACUACUCUUAAACUAUUGUCUUUGACUCUAAAACGAACCAAAAUCAAAUAAAAAUGACUGUAGUUAUGUAACAUAUCUAAGACUCGCAAAAUAGAUCAAGAUGAACUUAACUCGCUAGUAGCCAGAUAACGCCAGCUAGCCAGCUAGCCAGAUAACGCCAGCUAGCCAGAUAACGCCAGAUAACGGCAGCUAGCCAGAUAACGUCAGCUAGCCAGAUAACGUCAGCUAGCCAGAUAACGUCAGCUAGCCAGAUAAUGUCAGCUAGCCAGCUAGCCAGAUAACGCCAGCUAGCCAGAUAACGUCAGCUAGCCAGAAAACGUCAGCUAGCCAGAUAACGUCAGCUAGCCAGAUAACGUCAGCUAGCCAGAUAACGUCAGCUAGCCAGAUAACACCAGCUAGCCAGAUAACGUCAGCUAGCCAGAUAACGUCAGCUAGCCAGAUAACGUCAGCUAGCCAGAUAACACCAGCUAGCCAGAUAACGUCAGCUAGCCAGAUAACGUCAGCUAGCCAGAUAACGUCAGCUAUCCAGAUAACGUCAGCUAGCCAGAUAACGUCAGCUAGCCAGAUAACGUCAGCUAGCCAGAUAACGUCAGCUAGCCAGAUAAUUUUCUGAGGAUACCAACAGAAGUUAGGGUAAUUACUGAGGAUGGCGCCAGAAGUUAGGCUAAUUACAUGGGAGUAACGGGAAUACCCUACUUCUGUACCCUACACGGGGGUGUGAUCACGCUUCGCCUGCAACUCAAUCAAUUUGACAAAAAUAACAUUUUCUGGUGCUCCUAAAUUUCAUGUGGUGCUCCUAAUUUUUUUAAAGUAGGGAGCACCAGUGCUACCAAUUAUUAAUAUAUAUAUAUAUAAUUUUUUUUUAAAUUUAAAGCCCUGACUGAGACCCUCUCCCUAACCUACCUCAGAGAUGAGUACUGAGACAUGAGAAACCACAACACACUCUGACAGCUGGAUGGACAAUUUUGUGUGUGGGAUUUGUUGUAAAUAAGAUACAAUAAUAAAUGUACAAUAAUAAAGUAAAUGGAGAUAUA